Messenger RNA from Sphaeramia orbicularis (orbiculate cardinalfish), 5262 nucleotides. RefSeq names its product neuropeptide FF receptor 2-like. Gene Ontology annotation, biological process: regulation of MAPK cascade; regulation of adenylate cyclase activity; G protein-coupled receptor signaling pathway. The record is from RefSeq and is a predicted model, not a curated record. Gene Ontology annotation, cellular component: plasma membrane. Gene Ontology annotation, molecular function: opioid receptor binding; peptide binding; neuropeptide receptor activity. The coding region runs from base 1345 to 2622 and encodes 425 amino acids. The transcript has 7 exons. NCBI's taxonomy places the organism in Eukaryota, Metazoa, Chordata, Actinopteri, Kurtiformes, Apogonidae.
CGGUCUUAACUUAAAACUUAGAAUAAUACAAACAAAAGAUGAAUUUCUAAAUUAAAUUACGUGACGGUCAAAAGACUGUAAUGCUCCAGGCUUCAGGUUCCGCUCCUUUUUCUUCACAUAUUUAUAAUCUUAGCAGCCAAUAGGAUUGCAUCACAAAAUUAUAUCAAGACUUAUACUAUUACUACUCAAUAUUCAUAUAAUAUACAUACAUUAUUAAUGAUAAAUCAAACCUAAAUAUAAAUAUGAGUUUUUAACUGAAACACAAAAAAUGGCUCUAACAACAGAUAUGCAUUUGAAGUUGAUGACUGCAUGAAUAAAAGUGACUAAGGUUUGUAGCACUGACUUUAUGUGCAAAAUAAAACAUAAAAAUAGCUGAGUUUUAAACAGGAAUACAUAAAUUAUGAACAUGAACUAUGAACUGAAGUAAGGAUUUUGUGAGGAUAUUUACAAGCAUGAAUUGUACCAAAAAGUAAGAAAUGAUAAAAUAAUACUGCAAAUGAAUUAAAUGAAGCAAUGAAGUGAUCACUGUUUAGUGUAUAACACAGCAUGUAGGCAUAUUUUGGUGUUUUUUGAUGCUUUUUUCUGAUGCUGUUUUCACGCCACUUCCUAGGUCUUCAUCCAUCUCACAGAUACAUAAUGUCCAAGAGCAUCUUGGGUCAAGCCUCCCUGGAAAGCAACAACUGCCCUCAAAGUAAAUGUGUUUCCUUAGAGCACCAGAGUGGAGGGAAAUUCACUCGAAGGGAAUUCUCUCUGCAGCUCUAAAUCAUCAUCAAAACAUACUUGUGGCCAAAUUAGGUCAAUGGCUUGGUUCGGAUCUCCAAAGUCCAUCAGCUUCUUUACCUGUGAUGCCUGCCGUACAUGGGGUUCCAUCCUGCCUUCUGUGUUCAUCUGCACAAGCAUAUUUCCAGACAUGAAACACUUUGAACAGCCAGUGACAACUUUACCAGGUAAACAAAGAAGAGGCAUCAAGAGGUUAUGAUCAGCAACUCAGCUCAUCCACUGAACCAUUACCCUGCUCGUCCAUCCAGCUUUCACCCCACCCCUUCCGCUCUUGACGUCACCGCAUCAUAUAUUUACAAGCGGCUGGAAACCCUGUUCCACUCCUGCACUGAACGGCUGACUGAUUGCGUUCUUUCCACAUGAAACGCCUCGCUCCGGCGACACAUAUGACACUGAACAUAAAGACAGAAAGAGGAGAUUGAGCCCCACUCAUUUAUUCCUGCUGCUCGACAGAUCGUCACCUUGUCUACGCAUGUCUUAUUCAGAGGAAAACAGAAUUUUUUGUACUUUUUCUUGGCGCAUUGAAAACAGUACCUGCUUGAUUAAAGUAAACCAAGGUUUAAAAUGAAUGAAGGAUUUGAGAACAAUUUUACUCAUCUAUAUAACAACUGGACAUUUUACAACUCCUCCCUGGAGUCUACCAUACCUCGAAACAUCACCUAUGUUGGAUUUUACCUGCAUCCACCAUCCACAGUGGCCAUCUUCAUCGUGUCCUACUUGCUGAUCUUCCUGGUAUGCAUGGUGGGAAAUGGAGUGGUGUGCUUUAUUGUUCUGCGGAGCAGGAAUAUGCGGACUGUCACUAACUUGUUCAUCUUAAAUCUUGCUGUGAGUGACCUCCUGGUUGGGAUUUUCUGCAUGCCCACAACACUUCUCGACAACAUCAUUACUGGGUGGCCUUUCGGAAGCCUGGUCUGCAAAAUGAGUGGCAUGGUUCAAGGGAUCUCUGUGUCAGCAUCCGUCUUCACUCUGGUCGCUAUUGCAGUUGACAGAUUCAGAUGCAUUGUCUAUCCCUUCAAACAAAAGCUGACCAUAUCCACAGCCACCUUGAUAAUAGUAAUUAUCUGGGUUCUGGCCAUAUCCAUCAUGUGUCCCUCUGGAGUGAUGCUACAGGUGACCAAGGAGCAAACCAUCCGGGUGUUACUGGGCUAUGACAACAAAACAAGCCCCUUUUACUGGUGCAGAGAAAACUGGCCAAACCAGGAGAUGCGGAAAAUUUACACAACUGUCCUCUUUGCAAAUAUCUACCUUGCUCCCCUGUCCCUCAUUGUAAUCAUGUAUGCCCGGAUAGGCAUUACGCUUUUCAAAACAGCGGUUCCAACGGGAGGAAAGCCAGAUCAUGACAACCGCCAUACUGUGUCCAAGAAAAAGCAACGGGUGAUUAAGAUGCUUUUAAUAGUAGCUUUGCUUUUCAUUCUUUCCUGGCUGCCACUCUGGACCCUCAUGAUGUUGAGUGACUAUGCCAGCCUAACUGAGCAACAAUAUAGAAUCAUAAACAUUUACAUUUACCCCUUUGCUCACUGGCUAGCCUUCUUCAACAGCAGUAUAAACCCCAUUAUCUAUGGGUUCUUCAAUGAGAAUUUCCGCAGAGGAUUUCAGUCUGUGUUCAAGUUCAGUCUGUGCACAGCCAACAGACAGCGGAGAAAAACCUACUCUCACAGACUGCAGGGAAACUCUGUGCUACCGGCCAAUAAUGCACAAACCUCACUGGAGCCUAUUUCUCUGAACAGCCUGGAUAAGAACACUUCUAGGAGACUUAACCAUGUCACUGAGCAGGACUUGGUAAUGGAGGACCUGGAGAAGGGAUCUUGCAGCAGUGGAGGUGUGACAGCGGUGUCUAUCUGAGGGCACAUUCUUCAAGGUGAUAAGCAAAGGUGUUCAGGAAAUUGUCCUUAUCAUUCAACCUUAAGUACAGAGGAUGAGAGCAGCCAUACUUGCAGGAGAUAACAUCAUUGAUUACAAGGAGAUUGCUUGAGAAAGCAAGUUUACAAUCUUUACUGAAGCUGAGAACAGUCAUGCUUACAAUAGAUUUUUAGGCCAAUUAUUUUAUUAUUUUCUGACUCCAAAACUUGUUUUUUAUGGUAGUAGCUCCAUUUAUCUCAUUAUUACAAGAGGCCAUAAUAAGAUAAGACUUCGUCAUGUCAAGGCAACAAUUUUUUUUAAUUUUUUUUUUUUUUAUGAGAUACAUGAUGUGAUUAUCACAAGAAGACAAGUUUGGUUAACUCUAACAAAAUAAUAAAUUCAUUAUGAGAAAUAAAGAUUUGUUAUUUCAAGUUAAGUAAAUAGCCUGUUAUCACAAGACAAUAAAAUAAUUAACCCUUUUAUCAUCAGAAAACCAUAUUUCAUUAUCUUGGUUUAAUAAUGUAAGUAACCCAUUAUCAGAAAACAAAGAUAAUGCCAAAGAUAAUAACACAGCCUGGCCAAAACGAAAGUUACAUUUCUCCUCAGUAUAUCAUUAUUUGGCCACUGAAAAAGUACUGACCACUCUUUAGUGACAAUGUUGUAAAUGGACUGGACUAGCAUUUUCUACACCUUCAUGGUGCCUAAAGCACUUUACAAAGCCUCACAUUCACCCAUUCAUGCACACACUCACACACCAGUGGAUGGCUGUUGCCAUGGGCAUGCCACCCAUACUGUACUUACACAUUGUAGGUAUAGAAGAAAAAUACACAGACUGGCCAAAAAAAAGUUCUACACUCUAAUAUUUAUUUGGAUCACCUUUGAUCAAAGGACACAUUAGUUGUGGCAUUGUUUCAGUAACUUUUGCAAUGCCAUAACAUUUAUUUCUGUAAGUUUUUGGACACAUGGUGUUGCUGAAUCAAGAUCUGACCAACUGCAAGAACCUCAGAUCACAACACUGGCCCCACAGGCUUGUACUGUAGGCAUUAGGCAUGAUGGGUGAUGACUUCAUUCACCUCUCCUCUCACCCUAAUGGACCCAUCACUCUGGAAGAGGGUAAGUCUGCUCUCAUCAGACCACAUAUUUUUUGUCCAUUGAAACACAGUCCAUUCUUUAUUCUCACUUCUCAAAAUGAUGAUUGUUUAGUAAAUGAGAAGCAACUCAAUGCAUUUGUUAGCAUUAAAGAACAUGUUGCAGCUGAAACAUAUUUGUUACUGCAGGAAGGAUCUGAACUAUUGGCUCAGUUAAAUCCAGGAAGAGCCUUUUUUGACCUGCUGUAUAUCAAGAUGAUAACAUAAUUACCACAUUUAGAUGAGGAAAGACUUGACUCAUUACCACAAAAUAAACAAGCUUUGUUGUCUUGAGCUACCAAAAUAAAGACCUGUUAUGAUGAAACAAGCUUGGUAAAUAAUUAACCUACCAUCAUGAAAAAACAAGCUUCAUUGAGAAAACAAAAAUAAUUAACUAAGGUCUUGAGAUGAGAACACUAUAAACUAAAUCCAAGCUUGGAUUGGCCACUAUAUCCUCUUUGAAGACUACGUUGCUUACAAGGAUGCAUUAUUGAAUAUUUCAUAGGAGGAAGUUAAAUUCAUUUAAGGUGUCUUAUGCCUAUAAGACACCUUAAAUGAAUUUAACUGGUUUUAAAUACAGCAGCACAAGAUACUUCACACUGAGAUCAAGUAUGUUUCAAACCACCUCAAAUAUCAGGAACUGACUGAAAUUGUGAUUGGUAAUCUCUGGUUAUCACUGUACACUUUGAACACAAUUUAUUGUGCACAUUUUGUGCAAUGGGCAUGCUGACGAGAGUGUAGGCAGGCAGAAAGUAAUACCAGCUCUACUUACCUUGUGAAAGGGGGGGGGGGGGUAUCAGCAAUUAGGACUGGUUGAUACUGCAUGAAUUAACGUACUGCCCCAUGCCAUACCUUCAUACAAGUGUAUAAAAAUUGCAUCAAACAUGUUGUUUCAGAGGCAGAUUUCAGAAGAACAGUUCACACGAAUAUCACUUAAUAUUCCAAGUCAGGAACACUGCUGAAUCUCUGCGUGAAUUCAUCUUCAAUUCCAAAUUCAAUUUACUUUCAGAUACAAUAAUUGUCUUCAUAUCUGGCAACAAAGUUUCCAAGGCACUGUGUGGUACAUCAGAUGAGGAAAAUUAUUUCUAUAGGUGAACUUCUGCAGGUAAAGAAAAGCUUAUGUCUGGUUUGUCAUAUUGUCUUUAUUUGUUUCAUGUUUUAUACUUGGUAUUUUAGUUUUAGGGAAAAUAUCUCCAUUUCCCCCUAAUUCAGUAGAUUCAACUAUCUCGAUACUGUACAUUUUCUCCAGAGGUCCCAUUUGCUUAUGGUAAAAUGAGCAACAAUGAAAGUUACAUGGUAAUAAUUUGUCUGUACUACAAUAUCUUCUAGUUUUAAAACCACUUACUUUUUAAUAUUCUAUCCUUUACAUCACAAAUGGAGGCAUAUUUUAAGCCAUGUGUAUGACUGUAUGUACCCUAUGAACAUGCACAUGUACUGAUGCUAGAUGGAAAUAUAAUAUAUUGUUGAAUAGAUCAUGAGUCUGUAAUGAAUGUACACUAUAAAUCUCAGUUUAACU